AUGAUUUACAACAGCGGAAACGUCGCCGCCGUGCCCAACGUCGACCUCUUGACCUUUCUCUUUGAGCACCCGACGUGCCGAGCAGAGGAAGACACGCCCUUGCACGCCGAGGCGCAUGAUGCCGCUCACGUCAUUACCAAGUCGGCAGCCCGCGACCUGACCAGGCAAUUCGCCCAUUUCCUCCGGCACACCUACGGCGUGGGAAGCUCCGGACCCGGCCAAGACGUCGUCGUCUCCGUGUCGACUGGCCAGAGCGCGCUGCCCUGCGUGUUCUGGGGCGUCAUCGGCGCCGAGGGCAUCUACUCUGCCGCGUCCUCGGCCAGCACGCCCGCAGACCUGGCCGGGCAGAUCAACGACGGGCCGGGCAGGGUGCUGGUCUGCAGCGACGACCUGCGCCCUCUCGCCGAGGCAGCCGCCGGAGCCGCCGGGCUUCCCCUGCGCAACGUGCUCGUCCUCAAGUCACACCCACGUCUUGAGCUCCGCAGCGCCGACGGCUCGGCCGCGUGCGACUUCAGACAGGGCCUCGAGUGGCCGAGGAUAACGGACCCGGAAGAGCUGGAACACCGCACCAUCUGCAUACUGUACUCUUCCGGAACGACGGGUCUGCCCAAAGGCGUCCGAGUCUCGCACACAAACAUGGUCGCGGAAGCCGUGCUGCCCUCGACCCAGAACCGCCCCGUGUUCGAGCAGUGGGAAAAGGAGGGCCGGCCGUUCGAGGGCCGCACCCUCGGCCAUCUCCCGGCCGCCCACAUCGCCGGCGUGCAGGGCUAUUUUGUCAGCCCCUUCUACGAGGGCAGCUGCGUCUACUGGAUGCCCAAGUUCAACUUUGACGACUUCAUCAGGUACUGCGCGGAGCUGCGCAUCACGCACUUGUUCAGCGUGCCGCCAAUCUACAUGGCCAUUGCGAAGCACCCAGCCGUCAAGGACCAGCUGAAGCACCUCCGGUAUGCAGUCAGCGGCGCGGCGCCGCUCAACGGCGAGACCCAAGAGGCUGCGAGCAGGAAGCUGCCGAGCGACGCGUACUUGGCCCAGAUUUGGGGCAUGAGCGAAUCGACGGGGACGGUGACGAACCUGGCCCCCGACAGGUCGCCGACCAACAGCGCCCUGGGGUACCUGCUUCCCAACAUUACCCUACGGCUGGUGGACGAGGACGAAAACGACGUCAAGCCAGGCGAGGCCGGGGAAGCCUGGCUCAAGGGCCCCGUCAUAACAAAGGGCUACCACAACAACGCCGAGGCCAACAAGUCCUCCUUCAGCGCCGACGGCUGGUUCAAGACGGGCGACAUCCUCCGCGUGGAGGAGCACCAGCUGUACAUUGUCGACAGGAAAAAGGAACUCAUCAAAUACAAGGGCCUGCAAGUCGCUCCCGCCGAGCUGGAGGGCAUUCUCAUUGCGCACCCGGCCGUCGUGGACGCCGCGGUGGUCGGCGUUGCGCACGACGGGGACGAGUUGCCGAGAGCAUAUGUUGUUGUGGCGCCAGCUGCACGGGGCAAGAUUACCGAGGACGAGCUGAAGGAUCAUGUCAAGAGCCAGGUUUCGAGGCACAAGCAGCUCAGGGGUGGCGUCGUUUUCGUCGACGAGGUGCCUCGCAGCCCCUCGGGCAAGAUCUUGAGACGGCAGCUCAGGGACCGGCACAAGACGGAGGGCACGCAGCCCAAGCUGUAG
This is a messenger RNA of Metarhizium album ARSEF 1941, 1665 nucleotides long. RefSeq names its product AMP-dependent synthetase/ligase. The transcript is spliced from 5 exons. Gene Ontology annotation, biological process: secondary metabolic process. The record is from RefSeq and is a predicted model, not a curated record. The coding region runs from base 1 to 1665 and encodes 554 amino acids. Gene Ontology annotation, molecular function: CoA-ligase activity. Lineage: Eukaryota; Fungi; Ascomycota; Sordariomycetes; Hypocreales; Clavicipitaceae.